AUGGCUGCCGUGAAUGUUGGCAUGCCUCAGCAAGUGUGUGGUGGUAUGGUGAUGCCUUCAAACAUGCAAAAUUGUCAAGUUCCACCGGGGCAAGUUAUUGCUGCUCAACAUUAUCAGCAGCAACAACAAACGUAUCAGCAGCAUUAUCUUGGAUUACCUGGACAACCUGCCAUACAAAAGCAAGAUACAAAUGUCAUUCAAAAUAAUAUGUCACCUUCUAUUUGCCCUUAUGGAACGCCUCAGAAAGGUUCGCCGAUGCAACCUACUGGUGCUCCUAUGUCACAACAACAACAACAGCAGUAUGUUGUCGCACUUCAACAACAACAGCAUGGGCAACAAACACUGCAGAAUCAAUGCUAUGUAUCUCCUCAACAACAAGCACCAUGGGCAAAUACACCUAACCAAAUGUCUCAAUGCGGCAUGCAACAACAACAAAAUGCUUUAAACGAUUAUCAAUCUACUGCUGCUAUAACAAAUCAAUCUCAUUGUCAACAACAACAUCCGCAACAAUUGGUUCAGUCACAGCAAGCUUUCCGAACUCCAGGAACUCCACAUUACUUUUCUCAAUCACCUGCUAGCGCUACACCUUUCUAUUCUCCUCCACCAUCUCACAAUCAACAAAUGGUCGGGACACCAAUUGGUAAUGGAAGUGGAGGAGGAACUUGUGUUGGUAUGCAAGGAAGUGGACCUGGACACUUAACACCUGUUUCUGCUACUGCUGGUGGGCCGACUCCUCCGCAUUCUGCUGGAAGUUUUGGAAGUAUGAUUUUAUUCUAA
Molecule: messenger RNA, 777 nt
Organism: Meloidogyne enterolobii
Lineage: Eukaryota; Metazoa; Nematoda; Chromadorea; Rhabditida; Meloidogynidae
Source: the annotation of a GenBank genome assembly